Messenger RNA from Amoebophrya sp. A120, 652 nucleotides. The record is from the annotation of a GenBank genome assembly. Lineage: Eukaryota; Dinophyceae; Syndiniales; Amoebophryaceae.
UGCAAAACCUGUCAAAGGACCGGGGAAACCGCGAAGGGCCGCGGACGCGCAGUAUCACCGCGCCCGACUGCGGGCUGCACCGAGAUCGCUACGUGACGUUUUCUGACAGCAUGAAGUUUCUCACGGAAAACGCGGGACUCGCAGCGCCAGCAAAAGUGCUGACGCGAAAGAACGUGUGGGAGGUUGUGGACGACAGAACUGGUUCAUCAAGUGUGGUUACCACGAAGGAGAGCUCGCCGCGGGGAGAUGAACGAGAUGCCAUUAUCCGACAUAUCGAAGCGAAGCAGCCAACACAACUAACCGAGCAAGCUGCAUCAACACCAGCGUCGUCCGCAGCCAAGCUACUUCUGCAGCACCUCAUCCCUGAGCGGCUCCGCGAUAUCCACCGUUUGUCCUACGUCACCUGGGACGGCAUGUUGGUCGGCGAGCUCGGAAUUUUCCGUAUUUGGCAGGAGGAUUAUGUUUUCCCUCGGGGCCGAUGGUUCGUGAACGAGCUGAGCAGCCGAUUCGCGCGCCGCCACAGCUGCCACGGCGGCACGGUGGUGAUGCUGGUGGUGGCCUACCACACCUUUCUGCUAGACUUGCAGUUCGCGCACGCGGCCAAUAUUUUGCUGGAAUUGGCGGAGUAUCUCCUUUUGCGCCCGGAAUCGGU